This is a messenger RNA of Penicillium roqueforti, 843 nucleotides long. RefSeq lists its product as uncharacterized. The record is from RefSeq and is a predicted model, not a curated record. Bases 1 to 843 code for a protein of 280 amino acids. Lineage: Eukaryota; Fungi; Ascomycota; Eurotiomycetes; Eurotiales; Aspergillaceae. The transcript has a single exon.
AUGGCUUCCGUUAGCUUUGCCGAGCCGUCUUUUGUCGAACUUGUUCCAGCACUUGUUGGAGAGUCUAAUUUCUCUACGUGGACUACUUCACUCAAGUGGACCCUCGACUCGCGCGACACUCGUUAUUACGCGCUUCUCACCGGCGCGUGGAGUGAACCCAGCGCAGUUGACCCCACACAGCCUACCCCGGCUGAAGUCGAGGAUCGUACCCAGUGGGAUACAGCCAGUCGUUACCUCCUUCCGUUACUGAAUGCCACUGUCCACCACACGGCCAAGUUCUAUAUUCUCGAUGCCAAUAACGCGCGUACCGCAUAUGCCAACCUCCACCGCGCGUUCGCAGCCCGGUCUUACGAAGCUGGUUUCGCCAAUUUCCUCAAGUUUAUCAACACCACAUACACUUCAAACAGACCUCAAGCUUUCGUCAAUGAGUGGCGUCUCGCCCUCGGCGAGCUCCAAGAGUGCAAUUCGACAAAGCUCACGCCUCUCCUCAUCUUUUACCAUUUCUUGAACGCUGUGAGCACCAACCCAGCUGCGCAUGAGUGGCUCGACGGCUUCCUCAGUUCGAAAGUCUCCACCGAUACAACCAUCGAGUCAACCUUCACAGACUUUGUCGUUUUUGAGGAACGUCGCCUCCACGCUCUCAAUCAAGCUCAUUCAUUUAGCUUGAACAAAGGGAAUCACCUGCCAUACUUUUGCCAGUUUCAUCAACGUCAAGCCGGUCAUUCCAGUGCGAACUGCUUCCGCAACCCGGCUUACUUAGCUCUGGACAAAUCAGCUCCAGCUCCCACUCCCGCUCCCGCUCCCGCUCCCCGUGCAGUCACUGAAGACCCACCUGUGGAGUAG